This is a messenger RNA of Penicillium digitatum Pd1, 1167 nucleotides long. RefSeq names its product Cyclin-like F-box. The record is from RefSeq and is a predicted model, not a curated record. Lineage: Eukaryota; Fungi; Ascomycota; Eurotiomycetes; Eurotiales; Aspergillaceae.
AUGAGUAUCAUGCUAGAUCCGGAGCAGUUGUCCCGAGGACGGACUUUUGCCAACAGUUGGGAGCCUGCCAAGCUGCUAAAAGUCAUUGCAAAGAGCCCCCGUACCUUGGAAACUGGAAUCAUCGAUAUCGAGGUUCGACCUGUGCCAGAGGCCAUCCGAUGCAAGGAGAAGGCUACGGAGGACUUUGGGAAUAUGAGAUGUCUCCCGAACGAAGUCGUGGACCUGAUUGUCCACAGAUUGGACAUACUGAGUGCUAUAAGUCUGUCAUACGUCAAUCGCAUCACCAAUCAGUUUGUGCAGCAAAGCCCGGUUUCAUUUCUGAGGCAGUGGGCCCCCGGCAUGCCUAAGAUUCUCAGAAAGACCCAGAUCCACCAGAACUGGUCGAUUCAUGAGCUUAAAGAGGCAAUUAUCCGCGAGAAGUGUGUGGUAUGUGGCGAUGCGUCCGUUCAACUCUAUCUUCCGACGAUGGAGCGGAUCUGUCACCCCUGCAUGCACGAAAAUCACGCAUACUGGUGUCUCCCCGUAGAACAGGCAGCCAUUAUCUUUGGCCUGGACUUACCCGAUCUCAUCAAUACACAAACCAUGUAUCUGCCAAGGCUGAGCAAGAAUGGCUUUGAUCUGGGGGAACUUGGGGCCUGGGUUGUUCCUGUCAAAUUGGCACUGACCAAAGCACUGAAGCUGUAUGGCACCCGCAAGGGGAUUAAGCGUGCUGUGGAAGGCAGUCCGUCAAGUUCCGAUGCCGACGAAGAACAGGACCCUCCCGAUGAUGAAGAAUUUGUGGUCGAAAACCAGCAUGACAUUUAUCGCGCUGCUCCCCUGAAUACCCCCAACUCCGUCAAACUGCGCUUGCUCAUCUCAAUGGGAAAUUAUCAUCAGCAUGCUCACCACCAUGAGGUUGCUUGUCGGGUACCUGUCGUCAAUCGAGACAAUACGCGCAGAAUUCUUUACUCGUGCCGUGGUUGCACUGCCAUGCUCACACACCCCAAGAUGGAAUCAAUUUCUGACAACUACAUGCGGAUGAUGGGGCUUGAUCCCGCCCUUGACAAGUAUCAGCGAUCGUUUGCGAUUUUCCGUCGCGCCUUUCGUGUGUGGACUUUGGCCGAGAUGAUCGAGCAUAUUCGAACCGACUGCAUUGGGAGUUGGUUCCUGCUGCAUGCUGCGGAUUAA